CCUGCCAGCCCCAGCUCCCUCCCACAGCCCCGACUGCUCCACAGCACUGCCCCUGCAUUCACAUCCCCUGCACAGCUCGGCACAGAGGCGUGAGACACGGGGCCCCUGCCAUUGCUCUGCCAGGCUCUGGGACCCCCCCAUCUCCUCCACCAAGAGCACCAGGCUAGAACCAAGCAGUGACUGGGCCCCACAGCCAGCUUGCGAGAAUGCUGCUACUUCUGCUCCUUGUCGGUGUUCUCUGCCACCAGGGAGAUGGGGCAGCCCUGCACACCUUCACCAUGAUUCAGCUCGCCCACCUCCCGAACAGCAACACCAUUGAAUUUUUGGGAAACGCCACUCUGAACGGGGUACUGACCCACAGCCUGCAGGGCUUCAAUGCCAGCCAGCUGCUCCCACUGGAGCCCCCAGCACAGUGGCAGGAGAUGGAGCGCAGCCUGCAGACUUACUUACACUCCUUCCAUGCCCUCGUGCUAGUGAUCACCAAGGAGAGGAAGGUGCAGUACCCCCUGUACUUGCGCUGCAAGCUGGGCUGCCAGCUUUCCCCUGAUGGCACCUCCCACAGCUUCUAUGAGGUGGCACUCAACGGAGACGACUUCCUGAGCUUCCGAGCGGCCAAUGCCAGCUGGGUGCUACCGGGCCACAAGGAGGAGGACAAUCUGGCCACAUUCGCUCAUGCCCAGGUGAGCCUGUACCCAGAGACCACUUCCAAGCUGCAGUCCUUCCUGGAGACGACGUGCAUGGAGUUUGUGAGGCGGCACAGCAAGAUGGAUGGCGCCAGGACUGAAGGACAGCACAGGCGCUCGCACACUCCUCUGGCGCUGGGCAUCACCUUGGGAGCCUUCGCCCUGGCAGCCUUGGCCAUAGGAGUCUUCCUCUGCACGGGAGGGUGGAGUAGUGGCACCAGAGGCGGCCACGCCCCAGCCAGCCCUCACGGUACAGUGUGUGGGGGGGCUCGGCAGCUGCCACCCCCCGGCAAGGGGAGGGGAACGCUGCUCAGUCCCCACAGCUGAUCAGCUCUGCAUGUGGAUCACCGCCCCUAAAGUACCAGCUCCCCUGCUAUGUGCCAGACAUGGGGCAACACCCAUCCACAGCUCCCACAUCCUGUUCUUGUAGUCACCCCCAGCCCCAGCCAGCAGCCAUCUGGCUGCCCUCUCCCGUUCCUCGCCUGUCCCUCUAGGGGAACCCAGGGCCCCGAGCAGUGACUCAGAUACCAAGGAGCCCUCCUAGGGCCACGGCAGGAUUGGGCCCUUUGUCCAUCCUUGGGGGGCUUUGCCUAGGCCUGGUUUGGAAUGUUCCCAGCGAGGGCCUCGGUCCUUCUGGGGCAGGGGAUGUGGUUGGAGACGCGGCCAGGACCUUUGCAUGGUCUAGGGUGAGGGCUGUUCCAUUAACACACAGAUUUCUGGCAGAGGAGCUGCCCAUUCUGGGCCAGAAAUGGGGAGAGUGGCGUGGCAUGGGGGCAUCUCAGCACCCAGGCCAGUUGAGGCUGAGCUGCGAAGGAGCAGGUCUGACCAUGCCAGAGAGGAAGCCAACACACUCCCAGGGGCAAACCUGGCAUCACCGAGCCCGGUGGGGCAAGCUCAGGCACUAGCACUGGGCGAGGAGAGGGCAGCUGGAACAUUAGCCAGCCCCUCCCCUUUGGUGGCGGGGGAGAGCCAAGCCUGACUCCUAGGCAAGGCCUCACAGACGCUCCCAGUGCUUCUCCUUUGACUGGGCGAGGGCACGGGGAGGGGGCGGGUGGUUGCAACCAGUGGCGCUGGGCAUGGCCAUCUGGGUGCCGGUGUGCUUGGGUCCUGAUGCUGUUGGCACUCAGCCUGGUCAGGGAUGGUUCAGUCUGUGCUCUGUUACCCUAAAGCUGGUGCUGUGCAUCCAGAGGGGACUGUGUGAAUAGCUAACAAGUUCUUGACACUGCCUGGCGGUGACCCUGAGUCAGCUCAGGAGCCCACCUGCUCCCUUGCCAACCUGAGAGUGGUUCUGCCUCACAAAGAGAGGAUUCAAUUGUUUGGAGGAACCAUGUUGAGGCAAUGCAGCUCAGUGAACCUGCUGGAUGAAGACAUGAAGGAUUCCACAUUCGCAGGGGUCAAAAGAAAAGGGUUGCCAACCCUUCACGACUGGCCUGGAGUCUCCAGGAAUGAAAGAUGAAUCUAAACAUUAUGUCAUGUAAAGAAACCUCCAGGAAUAUGUCCAACCAAAAUUGACAACCCUAAAAAGCAUGAGUCAGGCUGCAAAAAAGGCACAGGACCUAAAACUCUAAUAAAUGCUGGAUUCGUUUGA
This is a messenger RNA of Mauremys mutica (yellowpond turtle), 2271 nucleotides long. RefSeq names its product protein C receptor (gene PROCR). The transcript is spliced from 4 exons. Gene Ontology annotation, molecular function: signaling receptor activity. The record is from RefSeq and is a predicted model, not a curated record. Gene Ontology annotation, biological process: negative regulation of coagulation. Bases 207 to 1010 code for a protein of 267 amino acids. Lineage: Eukaryota; Metazoa; Chordata; Testudines; Geoemydidae.